AUGACCCAAUAUUGGCCAGCAGAUAUUAAGGACAGCGACAGGGAUUAUGAGCAGGACUCAAAGACGGUGCCAUGCUGGCAUUUGGCAGCACUGACGUGGCUAGUGACGGAGCCACGCAGAGAGAGCUCCGAUAGCACGCUAAUCUCUGUUUGCAGAGGAAAUUGGAGCUAUGCUAACGUCUCUCCUCUCUCGUUUUCUUUGGCAGGGACCAGCGGUGCUCAGGCGGCCGAGUUCGGACACUUGCCCGACAACAUUACCGUGCUGGAAGGAGAAAGCGUCGUUUUGAGAUGCAAGAUAGACGAGGAGGUCACUCACAAGGCAUGGUUGAACCGCUCCAACAUCUUAUUUACGGGCACAGAUAAGUGGUCCCUGGACUCGCGUGUGUCUCUGGUGAACAACAACAACAGCGACUUCUCCAUUAAGAUUGAGCGAGUGAUGGUGGCAGACGAGGGACCCUACACAUGCAGCUUCCAGGCCAGAAACCAGCCCCGUACGGCCCACGUCUACCUCAUCGUCCAGGUGCCAGCCCGGAUAGUGAACAUCUCCCAGGAUAAAUCUGUGAAUGAAGGCGAUGACGUGAAUCUGUUUUGCCUGGCGGUGGGCAGACCAGAGCCGACCAUCACCUGGAAGAACUUCAAGUACGGUCUCAUGAAUGAAGGCGAGUUUCUGGAAAUCACAGGAAUCAAGCGGCAUCAGGCGGAGGAAUUUGAAUGCAUCACAAACAACGGCGUAGCGCCACCAGACACGCGCCGCGUCAAGGUCAUAGUCAACUAUCCACCAGUGAUCACAGAUGUAAAGAACAUGCCUGCCCAGCUGGGAAGAACUGCAAUCUUACGCUGUGAAGCUAUGGCGGUGCCCACAGCAUCCUUCGAAUGGUACCGGGAUGACCGAAGGCCGGUAGAGAGUGAUAACACACUGAAGAUUAAAAACGAAAAAACACGUUCCCUGCUGCUCUUCACCAACGUCACAGAAAAACACUUUGGCAACUACACCUGUUUCGCCUCCAAUCGCCUCGGGGCUUCCAAUGCCAGCAUGUUACUCUUCAGGCCCGGGGCCGUGUAUGGAGGAGCGGCGUCUCUGAACGGCCGUUUAUCAGGAGUUGGUCUGUGGUUCUGCCUCUCCAUCUCUGUUCUGAUGAAGGUCUAAAACUUUCCCACUUUGAAAGGAGUCUUUAAAUACGAACCUAUCACUGUGAACAAAAUUAAAUUAUGCAUUAAUCCAGGAGCCAUUGCUACAUCACUUCCUAGUCAUUCCUUCCUAUUCCCAUUCACGCCCCGGUCGCAUAUCACCGCUUCACUUCUCCCUCCCGUCGCCAACGAUGCUCACCUUUUUUCGUCCAAACCUAAUAUGUGAUGCAUAUGAUGUGAACGACGAGUGUAAUGCCAGUUGGUUGUCUCUUGAGGUGCGUGCUGGACAUGCUGGUUGUAAAGUGACGUGUCGAUGAUGACGCAUGCGCUGUUCGGGUGACCCUCUUGAAGCUGUUUGUGGCAGUUCAUCAGCAGGCCCAUCGCCUGUUGAUCCUCGGAUCCUGACACAGAGUUCUGAGCUGAACAGUGGUGCAUUCUGACAUGCAUAGCUACUAUGAAUGAUGUCAAACCUGCACAUGUUUUCUUUCUAGCAAGGACGGCCAUGUCAUUUCGGCCCCUUGAUUGCAUUUGAUUGGGCUCUCGAUCUCAAAGCAAACUCCUGACCCACGUCCAGCCCUCAUAUUGACCUUAGUCUGUCCAUCACUCAGAUCGUCAGUCCUUCACAAGUGUAAAUAUAUAUGCAGUAGAGGCCCCUCAUUCCAGCUUAAAAAAAAUACAUUUCCCAUAAGCCUCUCUGUUUCAGUCUUUCGGCUCGGAGGAUAUUGCUGCCUUUAAGUCAUGAGGGAAUGAUCAUAUUUACGGGAUUUACAACUGAAAUGUCAUUAUUAGCCAAGAAUCAUUGGUUUUUAUUAUAAGACGUUUAGUUUGUACACAUUUAGUGUUGUUCUCUUGUGUUUGAUGGGAUGUUAAAGAGAAAUGCUUUAAAGUAAUUUCCAAACUCAUUGCAAAAUAAAAAAUUGGAAAUUAGUGUUGGAAAUGUAAUAUAUUUGGACACUUUUUGGUUGUCAAAUGUUAGCUAAUAAAAUAAAGCUGUAGAUGUCAUUCAUCUGCUAAAAUGCAUUUAAACAUGCAAACAUUUAGAAAACUUUUGGAAAUUAUUUGAAUGCAUCAUGGAAACUCAUAACAGUGCAGCUUUUUAGAAUAAUUUGACUACAUCAUUGCAACUCAAGAUUGCAACUUUUCAGAGUUAUCUAAAUGCAUAAUUGCAACUCAUAAGCGUGCAGCUUUUCAGAAUUAUUUAAAUGUGUCAUUACACCUCAUAAGAGUCCAGGUUUUCAGAUUUCUUUAAACGCAUCAUUGCAACUCAAGAGUGCAACUUUUCAGAAUUAUUAAAAUGCAUCAUUGCAACUCAUAAUAGAGCAACUUUUAAGAAUUGUUUGAAGGCAGCAUUGCAACUCGUAAGUAGGAACUUUCCACAAAGACUUGAAGGCAGCAGAAGUUUCUGGCAUCUCCUGGCCCGAAAUAGUUCAUUGACUUCUUGUUGCUUGUGGAUAGCAUGUACCGGUUAUAAAUGUCCCUCUUGUGACCUCACUUUCCUGCACCAACCCCGUUUUAACCCCCUGCACUGUGUACAUUUUAAUCUGCAAGGUUAUCUGCUAUUACUUUUUUGGUGUUAAUAAUGAUUAUAAUGAUGAUGAUGAUGAUGAUGAUUAUGAUGAUGACAAUGUUAAUAUGUAUUUGAAUAAAUAUGAUAGUAAUUCCAUGUGAGAAAAAAAAUGUCACAGCUGAUCACAAGCCAUGUGUGUGAAAAUAUUUUGUACUAAAGAUCACUGAAUUCAUCAAACGGCAAAAAAAAAAAAAAAAAAAAAAAACUUUUU
Carassius auratus (goldfish) is the source of this 2905-nucleotide messenger RNA. RefSeq names its product igLON family member 5-like. Lineage: Eukaryota; Metazoa; Chordata; Actinopteri; Cypriniformes; Cyprinidae. The record is from RefSeq and is a predicted model, not a curated record. The transcript has 8 exons. Bases 1 to 1146 code for a protein of 381 amino acids.